This is a messenger RNA of Verruconis gallopava, 543 nucleotides long. RefSeq lists its product as uncharacterized. NCBI's taxonomy places the organism in Eukaryota, Fungi, Ascomycota, Dothideomycetes, Venturiales, Sympoventuriaceae. The record is from RefSeq and is a predicted model, not a curated record. Bases 1 to 543 code for a protein of 180 amino acids. The transcript is spliced from 2 exons.
AUGGCGCUUGCAGUACCUAAGGUUCCGCAGCUCAGUUCACCACAGGACUGGAUACAAUGGUUCAGUAUGGUGAAAACAACUGCAAUAGAUCAAGAUGUGUGGUCCUACUGCGACCCCGAUCAAAGCAAUAAGCUACUUCAGCCAGGCGAUCCAAAUCAGCUGACAGCUACUCAAGAACGGCUGUAUACGCUUAAAAUCAACGAUUACGAGCGGAAGCGGAAAGGCCUAGCCAAAGUCAACGCGAUCAUUCAAGGUACAGGCCCUAAGCGGAUCUCUAUUGACAAGUGGCUUAACCGAUGGAUCGCCUUAGCACCUAGGCUGAGAGCAUUGAAUAUUCCAAAUCUAGGUGAGGCGCAAGCGUGCCGCGGCUUCAUCCUAGCUACCGAGACCAUCAAUCCAGCAUUCUACAACAGUGCUAUGAGCGAUCUCGGCCAAGCAGACAGGGAGACUGGUCAUGUGGAUCGGCUCAAGGCAAUGCUAGAGCUACUUAGGGAUAACCUCUAUGGACCUGAAGAUAAUGAUAGCUCAGCGGAUACCUUGUAA